AUGGUGAUGUCUGGUCUUGCUGGACCUCCUGGUCCUCCCGGACUUGACGGUCAAGAUGGCAAAGACGGUCUACCUGGAGCUAAUGGAGAGCCUGGUGCUGAUGCUGCCCCAGAUGCAGUGCCAACUGCUGAUGACUUCUGCUUUGAUUGUCCCGCUGGACCACCCGGACCGCCAGGAAAUCCAGGACCUAAGGGACCCAAUGGAAACCCAGGAGCUAACGGACAACCAGGCCCAGAUGGUCAACCAGGACAGCCCGGACCCCCUGGUCCACAGGGACCUCCAGGAGCUGAUGGUCAACCAGGCCAACCUGGACAGCAAGGGCCACCCGGAACCAUUGAAGAAGUCCCAGUUCCCGACGGACCCGCUGGACCACCAGGACCACCUGGACCACCAGGACCAGAUGGACAACCAGGGGCACCUGGACAACCUGGACAAGACGGACCUCAAGGACCACCCGGAGAUCCAGGACGCGAUGGAGCACCUGGAAAUCCUGGAGCUCCUGGUGAACCAGGACCUCUUGGAGAAACCGGAGCUGGUGGCGGUUGCGACCACUGUCCUCCACCUCGAACUGCUCCUGGAUAUUAG
Molecule: messenger RNA, 585 nt
Organism: Strongylus vulgaris
Lineage: Eukaryota; Metazoa; Nematoda; Chromadorea; Rhabditida; Strongylidae
Source: the annotation of a GenBank genome assembly